Molecule: messenger RNA, 1154 nt
Organism: Clunio marinus
Lineage: Eukaryota; Metazoa; Arthropoda; Insecta; Diptera; Chironomidae
Source: the annotation of a GenBank genome assembly
UGAAUUAGGUACCUAUUUUUAAGAGCAACUUCAUUGUGAACCGAUUUUGGAAAUCCUCCUUUAAGCACCGGACAAACUCUAAGAAUUUGUUAUUCAAAAUGUUCGUAACAUCAGCUGCCCGUGUCGCUCCACGUAUCGUCGCCAAUGGAUGCCAGUUGCUCCGACCAUUGAGCAGUGCUGUCAUCUCACAGAGUCAAGCAUUAGCUGCUCAAAACACAACUCCAGUUGCGCUUCUGCCUCAAGUUCGCAGUUUCCAAACUUCCCCAGCCACACGUGAUAUUGAUUCAGCUGCAAAAUUCAUUGGAGCUGGUGCUGCCACAGUUGGUGUCGCUGGAUCUGGUGCCGGUAUUGGAACAGUAUUUGGUUCACUCAUCAUUGGAUAUGCCAGAAAUCCAUCACUUAAACAACAAUUGUUCUCAUAUGCCAUCUUGGGUUUCGCUUUGUCUGAAGCUAUGGGACUUUUCUGUCUUAUGAUGGCUUUCUUGCUGUUGUUCGCUUUUUAAAUAUAUUAUUAUAACUGUCUCUUCGAUAACAACCAUUUACAACCCAGUCGUCGAAAAUGAAAUGAUUAAUUUUAAGUUUAAAAAUCCAUCGUGAAAACAGCAAAAAAGAAAUGAAAGCAAGAACAAGGCAAUAUUGUAUUUCACCGUAAAGUUUGAGUCUAAAGUUGCAAAGCAAAUUAUCAAAGAAAACGAAUUAUAAUUCUGAAAAGUACUUUCCAUCAACUCGGAAUUUAUUAUUAAGGCAUUUUUUUUCCCUUAAAAAGUUUUUAAGAUCGAACUAAUGCGUCCAAGAAUCAAAGUUAAAACCCAGUGACAGAUAUCUUGGAAAUAAACAUCUCUAGGUGGGUGAGACAUUAUAGUCCCUUACAUUUCCAUCUUUUAAGUAAUUAUAAGGAGAAUCUGCAACAUUUCCUGGUGCAAUUUUGAAAAUUUUCUGACGAAGUUUGAACUUUUUCGGAAUGUCAUAUGUAAAUCAAAAAGGGAGGAUUUUUACAUUAUGAAAACUGAAUUUGCAUCAUUCUUCGUAAGUUAGUUUUUCUUUUUUGCAUUCUCGGGAAAUUCGAAAUUGAAAAAUGUUUCAUAUACCAUCUUGUGAAAUAAUAGAACGAUACAAAAAUAAAAAAUGAUUAGUUACGACACAACAAUCAAAGA